Molecule: messenger RNA, 1770 nt
Organism: Arabidopsis thaliana (thale cress)
Lineage: Eukaryota; Viridiplantae; Streptophyta; Magnoliopsida; Brassicales; Brassicaceae
Product: Galactosyltransferase family protein
Exons: 6
Coding region: 234-1310 (358 amino acids)
Biological process (GO): glycoprotein biosynthetic process
Cellular component (GO): Golgi membrane; membrane
Molecular function (GO): hexosyltransferase activity
Source: RefSeq, marked reviewed
AUUGCAUCUCUUUCUUAGUUCUGUAAUAACCAAAAAUAAUACAGGAAUUAUUACAUAACGAAUAGAUUUCGUGUAAGAAGAGAGAAUCACAAAAAGAGGAAAAUAAUUAGAUUCGCCACAGUUUCACACACCACCCUCACUAAAAGCAAAUAGACAGAUCUAAAAAAAACCAGAGUGACCAAAAUUAUCCCAAAACCCAAACUUACCCUUAGACCAACCUCAGAUUUACGAUAAUGCCACUAUUCUCCCACCGCUUCACCACCGCAUCUUCUUCUUCCCCGGCGUCUCCUUCUUACUACAAUAAACCCUCUUCGAAAACCCAUAAACCAAACUCUUCUUCUUCUUCUUAUACUUCGUCUCGUAUUCAUGUAGCUAUCAUAUUCUUCUCCCUUGUCUCUGUUUUCAUCGGAGUCGCCGGAACUAUCUUCGCACUCUCCUCCACCGGUCCUGCUUCUGUUUAUCGAUGCGGCGGAUCUAAAGACACUUCUCGGGUUGUGUCUGCUUCAAGAAAGCUCGGAGGAGAUGGUGGUAAUAAUGGUGUUGUUGUUGAAAGACGAAAGCUUUUAGGGUUUGUUGGGAUCCAGACUGGUUUUGAUUCCGGUGAUCGUAGAACUGCUUUGAGAAGUACUUGGUUCCCUUCUGAUCCUGAUUCUCUUCUAAGGUUGGAACAAGCGACUGGAUUAGCUUUUAGAUUCGUCAUUGGAAAGUCAAAGGAUGCCAAAAAGAUGGCUGAGCUUGAGAAGGAGAUAAAAGAGUACAGAGAUUUUGUGCUUCUUGAUACCGAGGAAGAAUAUAUACGACUUCCAUAUAAAACGUUGGCUUUCUUCAAAGCAGCUUUUAAACUCUUUGAAGCUGAUUAUUAUGUCAAAGCCGACGAUGACAUUUAUUUGAGACCAGAUCGACUUGCGACGCUUCUUGCCAAUGAAAGACUUCAUUCACAGACAUACAUUGGCUGCAUGAAGAAAGGACCAGUUAUAACUGACCCUAAACUAAAAUGGUACGAGAAACAAGGCAAUUUGAUUGGAAAUGAAUACUUUUUACAUGCUUAUGGACCGAUAUACGUUCUUUCAGCCGAGAUAGUAGCUUCACUUGCAGCAGCUAGGAAUGGCAGUCUGAGAAUGUUUAAUAAUGAAGAUGUAACUAUCGGAUCUUGGAUGCUUGCAAUGGAUGUACAUCACGAAGACAACCGCGCUUUAUGCGAUCCGCAUUGUUCCCCAAAGUCCAUAGCAGUUUGGGACAUUCCCAAAUGCUCAGGUAACAUUAAUAUGUUCUCACAUAAUAGCAAUAGCAGUCACACAAGAAUCAAUUAGCCAAGCUUUUCUUCUCAAAUCUUUAGGGCUUUGUGACCCGGAGAGUCGGUUAAAAGAGCUUCAUAAGACGGAUAUGUGCUCCAAGAGUCCGACAUUACCUCCCGAUGACAUCGAUCAGUAGUUUGUUUCAAGAGUUGCCCCCACUUGAAACUUCUUGAGACAGUUCUACGGAAUAUAUGAUCUCACCACAAGCACUAGAGUUCCGACAUCAUUGGAGCUGUAUAGGGAAAAGAUGACUUCAUGGUUCUUACAUGAUCUGAUUUUAAUAGUUGUUGUUAGAUUGUACCACAUAUAUACACUGAAACUAUAUGUUAUAGACAGAUACAUCAAUAUCCCUUUUUGUAAAAUUAGAUUUAUGUGCCCAGUAUAGGCACUGGGUGAUGGAUGAUACAUCUUGUUUCAUUUGUAAAAGAAAUCAAAUUCAAUCUAUUUAUUUGUUAUAUUAAUUUUUUUCAUCAAA